AUUCGGCCAAAGAUGAUGCGGGCGACAGGGUUGGUUCUUGCCCCUCCUUCUGACACCCAAACUUGCACCUGCGUACCGGGCAGCUCCCCUCGUGCUCGCACCGCCGCUGCGCAAGCACGUGUUGCGUCGUUGCACGCCUGCUCUUUUUGCAUCCACCCUCUUCUCCUGGUGCUACUGCAGUGCGCCCGACUGAACAGCGGCUAACCCGCCUCAAGAGCGACCACGAGGACCACGGCGGCGACAUCAUGAAGAUCCCGGGCGCCAAAGACAGCAUCGACGAGGCCACCUUUGAGCAGAUCCUCGAGAUGGACGACGACGAGGACGAGCGCGAGUUCUCCAAGAGUAUAGUCUACGACUUCUUCACCCAGGCCGAGAGCACCUUUGAGAAGAUGGACUCCAAUCUUGAGAAGAAGGACCUCAAGACCCUGUCCGAGCUGGGCCACUUCCUCAAGGGCUCGUCCGCCACGCUCGGCCUCAGCAAAGUGAAGGACUCUUGCGAAAAGAUCCAAAAUUACGGCCAGAAGAAGGACGAGAAGGGCGAAAAGGACAUCACCGAGGAGGAGGGCCUGAAGAAGCUUGAGACGACCAUCAAGCAGGCCAAGCAGGAGUUCCACGACGUGGAAAAGGUUCUUCGCAAGUUCUACAACGACGAGCAAUGAGGGAACAGUACGACCGACACGACACUCUACGACGCUUAGACUUUGGUAUCGCACGGCGGGCGACAGGGGCAAUGCAGCGGGGCAGCAGCGCACGCAUGCAUGUAUGACGGCCGGCGCACGCGCUCUGCAGCCGUCGCACCCUCUGGCUGACCAGCAAAAGCAUCUUCUUCACGCUUCACGCAUUCCUGUUUCUUUCACUCUUCCGUGGAUACCUGAUAUCAAGGGGUUGGAUAGCGCGCACGUCGUUCCCGUGUUCGGGGCCGCCGUCUGUCUUCUGCAUUGCUUGCGAGGAAGUUGGGGUAUCCUGUAACGAUCACGUCCGCCCUCUUCGUAUGCCAUGCCA
Paraphaeosphaeria sporulosa is the source of this 1002-nucleotide messenger RNA. RefSeq names its product hpt domain-containing protein. Lineage: Eukaryota; Fungi; Ascomycota; Dothideomycetes; Pleosporales; Didymosphaeriaceae. Gene Ontology annotation, cellular component: cytoplasm; nucleus. Bases 246 to 659 code for a protein of 137 amino acids. Gene Ontology annotation, biological process: phosphorylation; phosphorelay signal transduction system. The transcript is spliced from 2 exons. The record is from RefSeq and is a predicted model, not a curated record. Gene Ontology annotation, molecular function: protein histidine kinase binding; histidine phosphotransfer kinase activity.